AUGCGCAUUUUAUACAAAGCCGUACUGGUGGCUUCCUUUCUUACAUUCACCUCGUGUCAGUCGACACGCCAGAAUAACAUCGAGAAUAGAGGCCGAAGUCGCACAACAGCAGCCAGUGAUGUCGGUCAAGGAAGGACCUUAGGUUUAAUCAGGCCACUUAUCGGUGGUUUAGUUCGUGGGCGUCCGCUACCACUUGGCAGCCUUGGCAGUGGUGCGCUGCAGUCAGAUCCUCUCUACGAUGGUGGCUACCCCAGUUACGGUGGUAUUUAUGGCGGUUAUGGUGGGAUCCCAAUUUAUGGCGGUUAUCCAGGCAUUUUUGGCGGUUACGGUCCAUACGCCUACCGUCCACCCCCCUAUUACCCUCUUUAUGGUGGCUACAAUCCCUAUGCGGGUUAUCAACGUCCAUCUUAUGGCUCAUAUGGUGGUGGGCUAAAUGGUUUGAGACCAUCUUCAUCAUCAGGCGGAAUAGCAUCAACAUUAGGCAGCGGUGCGGGUGCGGCCUCAACAACCAGUCAAGCGCAACUCGCCAAUCAGCUUGGACAAGCGUUGGGCGCUAGUUUACGUCCAUUACUAGCGGCCGGCGGUGGCGCUAGCGGAGUCAGUGGCGCUGGUGGUGCGGGUGGGCUGGCGAGUCUAUUGGGGCUGUUGGGUUGA
Anastrepha obliqua is the source of this 654-nucleotide messenger RNA. Its product is annotated as shematrin-like protein 2. The transcript has a single exon. The record is from RefSeq and is a predicted model, not a curated record. Lineage: Eukaryota; Metazoa; Arthropoda; Insecta; Diptera; Tephritidae. The coding region runs from base 1 to 654 and encodes 217 amino acids.